UGAUUGGUCCAAGCUGGGUCACGUGUCCGGGCUCCGCGUCGGUUGCUCCGCCCUCUCCCCCUGUCCUACAGACGAAGGCAUGGCGAGCACGGAGGCCAGAAGGGAGUGUGAGACGGAGGGCUGCAGCAAGGACGCCAAACUUCAGUGUCCGACAUGUAUCAAGCUCGGUAUUCAAGGCUCCUACUUCUGUUCGCAGGAAUGUUUCAAGGGAAGCUGGGCAUCUCACAAGUUGCUACACAGAAAAGCAAAGGAAGACCAGCACCAGACUGAAGGUAAGAACUGUGUGGAGAAGGACACCAACACAGACCCAUGGCCAGGAUAUCGUUACACUGGAAAACUACGCCCAUACUACCCACUGACUACCACGAGACUUGUUCCAGAUGACAUCCAAAGACCCGACUAUGCGGAUCAUCCCAGAGGGAUGUCUGAGUCUGAGCAGUUCUUGAAAGGGACAUCUCAGAUCAAGAUCCUCUCUCCUGAGGACAUCGAAGGCAUGAGAGUGGUGUGCAAGCUGGCUCGAGAAGUCCUGGACAUUGCAGCCAUGAUAGUGAAACCGGGGGUUACUACAGAAGAAAUCGACCAUGCUGUUCAUCUGGCCUGCAUAGAGAGGAAGUGCUAUCCCUCCCCUCUCAACUACUACAACUUCCCCAAAUCCUGCUGCACAUCUGUCAAUGAAGUCAUCUGCCACGGCAUCCCUGAUAGAAGACCGCUGCAGGACGGAGAUAUCCUCAAUGUGGACAUCACUGUCUACCACAACGGUUUCCAUGGCGACCUGAAUGAAACCUUCUUUGUGGGAGAGGUGGAUGAAGGAGGGAAGAAGCUGGUUCAGACUACAUAUGAAUGCCUUAUGCAAGCCAUCGACUCUGUGAAGCCCGGCGUUCGCUACCGAGAGCUGGGGAACAUCAUCCAGAAGCACGCCCAGGCCAGCAGCUUCUCUGUUGUCCGAAGCUACUGCGGCCACGGCAUCCACAGACUCUUCCACACCGCUCCCAACGUGCCACAUUAUGCCAAAAACAAAGCAGUUGGAGUCAUGAAGCCUGGUCAUGUGUUCACCAUUGAGCCCAUGAUAUGUGAGGGUGGCUGGCAGGACGAGACGUGGCCCGACGGCUGGACGGCGGUGACCAGGGACGGGAAGCGGUCGGCUCAGUUCGAGCACACCCUGCUGGUUACGGAGACCGGCUGUGAGAUCCUCACCCGCCGCCUGGAGGACAACGGACACGCUCAUUUCCUGAGCCAAAUGUAGGCUUUACCGGAACCGGCGCCUUGGACUGGACCUGUCCAGACACCCAGCACCGUUGGGUCUCUCACACAAACUUACUCACAACUCAAAUGAAGAGGCGCUACUCCCAGAGCUCUGUGGGAACUCGGCUCUCACGACUCUUAGAAAUUAAAAUCGGUUCCUCAAAUGAAAUGGAAGUACUUGAAUGUGUCUUAAAUAAGAAGAUUGCUUUAUUAGUUAGAUCUGUGUCCUCUGGAGGAAAUGGAAGAGUAUUUAUGACAUUGAGUUUUCACCAGUCCUGUGGUAUCUCUGGAACAUUUGAUCCAGCAGCUUGUUUAGCUCAGAGCAAACUCAGAUAGAAACAACCCAAUUCACAUCUUUUCUGUCAGCCUCUGCUAAUCUACUACUGCCAGAGACGGGCCGAAAAGGUGCCACAGUACCGAGGCGAAGGAGAGACCAGACCUGGGACUAGAAACAAAUGGCAGCCCGUUUUAAUACAGCCCAUACUUUACCAGAACUUAGAGGAAACUUUCCUGAAUUCAGCUGGUACUGUUCAAAGUUUCAGUACCAGAGGCUUUCCUGGAAUGUUCAUAGAACUCACUGGGUACUUUCAGGAACCAGGUUCUCCUUGAAGUUCCUUUUGAGGAGACUCUCCAGGACUUGUAACGUUGGGAGAAGUACAGACUGUAUUAUUUAUGUUACUAAAUGAUUUGGGCCUAAAAUCUUCAGAGGUUCAGGUUUGUGUUUCGAGCUUUAAAUCUUUAGUUCAUAUUUCUGGACAGAAGGAAGAUCCAAGCUGCUCUCAGAUCAGUUAGUGGUGACAUGAGCAGCCGGAGAAAUGGCAGUUCUGGUUGGAGACUGAUGGGCACAGCUUUAAAGUAUUUAACAUAUCAUUUGUUCGCUUAAGAGAAAUAAUCAAACACAAACUUAUUCAGUGUAUCAAGAUGUUUGAUGUAAUGUGUUUGAUACACGCUUCGUAUUAACAUGCAGACGUUAAGGAAAAUAAGCAGCAGUGAGGUCUUUAAGAUCCUGUCUUGGUCGUAUUUACCUGUUCAGUACACCACCCUAACCCUGCUAUAGUUGGUCAGUACUGCAUGGCCACUGGCCCUCAGCAGCAGCUUAGAAAACUGCUGGUGUUGCAGAAUUAGAGCAUCUGCAUGAAGGAGGAGGACGUUCUGAACCUUCUCUCUGGUGGUCUUUGGUACCAUAAGCCCCAGUGUAGCAAAAUGAGCCUUAACACAUGGAUUUGUGAUCUGAUGCUUGCUGGAUAUCUGAAGAUCUGAGAUGUGCUGUUUUGACUGCUCCUUUCACCUUCAUUCUGUGGUCACCCUUUGCAUCUUUGUGAGGAGCAGCAUUCUUUAUUUCUGUCUCAUCAGAGGAGUGAUGUGAUCAUUGUUUCUCUGCACUCUUUGUACUUCUAGUGGAGUAAUAAAUGACUCUUCUGUU
Molecule: messenger RNA, 2665 nt
Organism: Girardinichthys multiradiatus
Lineage: Eukaryota; Metazoa; Chordata; Actinopteri; Cyprinodontiformes; Goodeidae
Gene: metap1
Product: methionyl aminopeptidase 1
Exons: 11
Coding region: 80-1243 (387 amino acids)
Biological process (GO): proteolysis
Molecular function (GO): metalloaminopeptidase activity
Source: RefSeq, a predicted model, not a curated record